Molecule: messenger RNA, 945 nt
Organism: Syngnathus acus (greater pipefish)
Lineage: Eukaryota; Metazoa; Chordata; Actinopteri; Syngnathiformes; Syngnathidae
Gene: lrrc20
Product: leucine rich repeat containing 20
Exons: 5
Coding region: 266-790 (174 amino acids)
Molecular function (GO): protein binding
Source: RefSeq, a predicted model, not a curated record
UUUGACGCUCACGAGAAGCCGCUUUUCACAUGUAGCUAAAACAAAUUUAAUAGUCGCCCAGCUUUUAAAUUAAACAUAUAAUAUCAGAAUGGUAAACUUUGAUACGUUAUUAGUCAAAUUUUCUUGCGAUCUGGUCACCACUCAGUUGAUUUGUGUUCUCAAAUUUGCUAAAAAUAGCACACACCAAACUUGUCAGGUGAGCUAUCAUUAGCUACCGGCCGGCUAACUUCCGGCACGGAACAAAAUAGUAACGGCGCAUCACAAAAUGGCAGAGGCGGUGGUUAACGUAGCCCGGAGGAUCAACGCAACCGUCGAGGAGGGACGAGAUCACCUGGACCUGUCCAACAGCAAGCUCAUCUCAUUCCCAGACGGCGUUUUCAAGGUUCUCAGCAGCGUGUCGGAGAACAUCCGAGUCAUCACCCUGGCCGAUAAUGAGAUGAAGGCCAUUAGCAGCAAAUUCUUUUCCACCUUCACUCAACUGAGAGAGCUGGACCUGCACGGAAACGUUCUCAGCAAACUGCCCGACUCAGUGGAGGAAAUGCGGCACUUGACCAGCAUCAACUUGGCCAACAACAAUUUCUCGGCGUUUCCCGAGAAGCUCACGCAAAUCGCCACGCUGCAGAGGAUCAACCUAGAGGGGAACAACAUCUCUGAAAUCCCCAUGGAGAAGUUGUUGGCCAUGCCGUCACUGGAGUGGCUCAACGUGCAGUCCAACCCUCUGGAUGCAAACACUCAAGCUGCUCUCAGGUCUCCGCACAAGUUUGACAUUUUAGCGCAAAGGGAGUCGUGAACGACGUCGUCACGUAUGUGCUGCAUAGCGUGCGCCUUAAAAAAAAAAAAAAAAAAAAACUCCCUUCGAUCCUUUAGUUUGCUUGGAAAUGAGGAGCCUCUGUACUUGAAGAUUGAACCCAGUGCCAAUAUAAAACCACAUUGACCUCCAUUUGA